AUGUAUGCUCGAAAAGCGAGCGAGUUGGUGAAAGAAUUCGCUAGUAGUGAACCUGGGCAACUUAGCACUUUCAAUAACGACCUGUUUGGUCAGGUGCUUGAGGAAUGUGACGCACAUUUCCUUCAGCUUCAGCCUUUAAUCAGAAAAAUACAAGAACACGAGAAGGAAUUGAGAGAAAAAGGACAAGCAGAUGAUGAAGUGGGGACUUCCGAAGUAGGGAAUAGGAAUUUAGAAGCCGAGAAGAAUGCCAUACAAGCAGCCCUUAAAUCCAAUCAGUUUGGUGCACUCGUGCAUCACCUUUCACUAGUCCGCAAUAAGCGCUGUCUAAUGGCUUAUGUAUAUAACCGAGCAGAGGUCAUCAGGAGUUUGGGGUGGAUGGUUGAUCGCGUGCUUCCUGAAGAAAUUGAAGAGAAACUCAGUACCACUGAAAAAGAAUAUUUCAAAAACCAUACCGCAACUUUGCAGUCAUAUAUGUCAGAGAUUGAUCUUCAUCUGACUUUGGAUAUGGUUCCUCCUAAAGAUCCCUACAUUAAGGUGAGAGUUUUGGAUGAUAUUGGCCAGGUUGUUCUUAGCGAUCACACGGCCAACUUGGCUCGACAUGCUAUUAUGUUCCUCAAACGUACAGAUGCUGAGCAAUACAUUACACAGGGCCGAAUGGAAGAGCUCACGGGUUAA
Molecule: messenger RNA, 675 nt
Organism: Striga hermonthica
Lineage: Eukaryota; Viridiplantae; Streptophyta; Magnoliopsida; Lamiales; Orobanchaceae
Source: the annotation of a GenBank genome assembly